Molecule: messenger RNA, 1305 nt
Organism: Gavia stellata (red-throated loon)
Lineage: Eukaryota; Metazoa; Chordata; Aves; Gaviiformes; Gaviidae
Gene: TFAP2E
Product: transcription factor AP-2 epsilon
Exons: 7
Coding region: 1-1305 (434 amino acids)
Biological process (GO): regulation of transcription by RNA polymerase II; anatomical structure development; regulation of cell population proliferation
Cellular component (GO): nucleus
Molecular function (GO): RNA polymerase II transcription regulatory region sequence-specific DNA binding; DNA-binding transcription factor activity, RNA polymerase II-specific
Source: RefSeq, a predicted model, not a curated record
AUGCUAGUGCACAGCUACCCGGGCAUGGACCGCGCCGAGGGGCUGCCCGGGGCGCCGGCCGGGGCCCGCCUGCCGCAGCUGCCCGCGCUCAACCAGGCGCCCUACGGCUCGGCGCCGCCGCUCUGCCACACGCCCGCCGCCGACUUCCAGCCGCCCUACUUCCCCCCGCCGUACCCGCAGCCGCCGCUGCCCUACCCGCAGGGCCAGGAGCCCGGCUACCCGCACCUGGGGGACCCGUACGCGGCGCUCAGCCCGCUGCACCAGCACCAGCAGCCCGCCUGGCCCCCGCAGCGCGGCCGGCAGGACGACGCGGGGCUGCUCUCGCAGACCCACCGCGCCCUGGGGCUCGACCCCCGCCGCGAGUACCCCGCCGUGCCCCGCCUGCUCCACGGCCUGCCCGACGGCGGACACGGCCUCGCCGACGGCCCGCUGGGCCUCCACGGCCUCGGCCACCACGGCCUCGAGGACAUCCAGGCCGUGGACGACGGCGGGAUGAACCUGCUCGAUCAGUCCGUGAUCAAGAAAGUGCCCAUCCCCUCGAAGGCCAACGGCACCACCAUUUCCACCCUGUCAAUGAGCAAAGAUGGCCUGAUCGGAGGGGUGACGAAUCCCAACGAGGUCUUCUGCUCCGUGCCUGGCCGCCUCUCUCUUCUCAGCUCCACCUCCAAGUACAAGGUGACCGUCGGGGAGGUGCAGAGACGGCUCUCGCCCCCCGAGUGUCUCAACGCCUCUCUCCUCGGAGGAGUCCUCCGCAGAGCAAAAUCAAAAAAUGGAGGUCGGUGUUUAAGAGAAAGGUUAGAGAAAAUCGGACUAAAUCUACCUGCAGGAAGGCGCAAAGCUGCCAACGUCACCCUGCUGACAUCCCUCGUGGAAGGUGAAGCCGUUCACCUGGCUCGGGAUUUCGGGUACGUCUGUGAAACGGAGUUCCCAGCCAAGGCGGCGGCAGAGUACCUGUGCCGACAGCACUCCGACCCCACGGAGCUCCACACCAGGAAAAACAUGCUGCUGGCUACCAAGCAAAUUUGUAAAGAGUUUGCAGACUUGAUAGCCCAGGAUCGCUCGCCGCUGGGGAACAGCCGCCCCUCGCUCAUCCUAGAGCCCGGCGUCCAGAGCUGUUUGACUCACUUCAGCUUGAUAACGCACGGCUUCGGGGGCCCAGCCAUCUGCGCCGCGCUCACAGCCUUCCAGAACUACCUGGUGGAGUCCCUUAAGGGGCUGGAUAAAAUGUUCAUGAACAGCACGGGGAACGGGCACACGGCCGGAGACUCCAAAGCGUCAGAAAAAGAAGUGAAGCAUCGGAAAUAA